This is a messenger RNA of Phoenix dactylifera (date palm), 1777 nucleotides long. RefSeq names its product UDP-xylose transporter 3-like. The record is from RefSeq and is a predicted model, not a curated record. Lineage: Eukaryota; Viridiplantae; Streptophyta; Magnoliopsida; Arecales; Arecaceae.
GCAUACUCCGAAUCUUUGUAGCUGCAUCCAGACUUUCUAUUUCCAGUUGCAUUUUUCAAAAUUACCGGCACGCAUGCUUUCAAUCUUCAUUCAUUCCAUCUUCUUCUCUCUCUUUUAUUCCUCGUCCGAACUCCGUCGUUGCCGGCGACGAAAAAGGGGGGGAGGCAUUACAAAAAAGAGAGAGAAAAAGCGACGGGAACAAGCCCGCUUCGCUCACAGAUCUCUAUACUUAUAGAAACGUCUCUGCUCAUCGCCAGAAGAAGAGAUCAAGAAGGUAGUGUUUCGAUUUUACCAACAAACAGUUCAUGUUCUGGAGCUUUUCUUGAUUCCUCCUUGUCGGUCGAGCUGAUUCGAUCUUGAUAUCUCUGCGGAUGAGAUCGCGGGAGUGAGGUCAAUCUUGGAGAGGGGAUGGGGGAGAGCAGGCUGGGGACUGUCGGCGCGCUGAGCCUGUCGGUGGUGUCGUCGGUGUCAAUUGUGAUCUGCAACAAGGCGCUCAUCAGUACCCUCGGGUUCACAUUUGCUACUACUUUGACAAGCUGGCAUCUUCUGGUCACAUUUUGUUCCCUUCACGUGGCACUGUGGAUGAAAUUAUUUGAACACAAACCUUUUGAUCCACGGGCGGUAAUGGGCUUUGGAAUACUUAACGGAAUCUCUAUUGGGUUAUUGAACUUAAGCCUGGGUUUCAACUCUGUUGGUUUCUAUCAGAUGACAAAGCUGGCGAUCAUUCCUUGCACUGUACUAUUGGAGACUCUUUUCUUCAGAAAGAGAUUCAGUCGGAUUAUCCAGCUUUCACUCAUCAUCCUUCUAUUUGGUGUCGGCGUUGCAACUGUGACAGACCUACAACUCAAUGUUCUGGGAUCUGUCUUAUCUCUGCUUGCAGUUUUUACAACAUGCAUUGCACAAAUUAUGACAAACACUAUCCAGAAGAGAUUUAAAGUCUCUUCAACUCAACUCUUGUAUCAAUCUUGCCCUUAUCAAGCGUUGACCCUAUUUAUAACAGGUCCAUUUCUUGAUGGGCUUCUAACUAAUCAGAAUGUCUUUGCUUUCAAUUACACACCUCAAGUUCUGGUUUUCAUUGUACUGUCAUGCCUCAUAUCUGUCUCUGUCAACUUCAGCACAUUUCUUGUUAUUGGAAAGACAUCCCCUGUGACGUAUCAAGUCUUGGGUCAUCUGAAAACUUGUCUGGUCUUGGCAUUUGGUUAUGUUUUACUUCAUGAUCCAUUUAGCUGGAGAAAUAUACUUGGAAUUCUAAUUGCAGUAGUUGGGAUGAUACUUUAUUCUUACUUCUGUUUGGUUGAUAACCAACAAAAGGCUACAGAAGCAUCCGCACAGCUAUUACAGGUGAAGGAAAGCGAGUCUGAUCCUCUACUCAGUGCAGAAAAUGGAACCAGUAUUGCUGAUCCUGGAGCCCCCAAAGCCCCAGUAUGGAGCUUAAAAAAAGAUUUUGAAGCAUAAACUUGAUUAUACCUGCAAGUUAUUUUUUAUCGGAGGUCAUGAUGCUGAAGGUGGUUGGGGGGAAAGACCUCUUUCUAUCGCACAAUCAAUUAGGACUCUUAAGAACUUGGCAGAGUCGGAUGGUGUAUCUUUCUUUUUCAUAACAAUUUUUAUUUGUUUUAUUAAUUAAAUGUGCAGAGUAUUGAUUCUUGUUCAAGGUAUAUGUUCUUGUCGUCGGCCGACUUGCAUCCAAACUUGCCCUUGCACAAAUAUGAACAGCUUCUUAGAUCUGGGUAGAAGCUUCAUAUCUACUUUCUUUAAAAACCGAGUUUGUUUUUCCCAA